CAUGCACAGGUACAACAUUGACCAGGCACCAAAUACAUUCAACAACACUUGACACUCCUUCCUCACCGUCGACCACAGCGUCCGACCACAGCUCGUCGACGUGCAACGCGUCCUUCUGUAUACCAUAUAACCCGUAUACCUGUAUGUAAAUCUGUAUAUUUCUUACUGCACAUGGCACCUCCCAGGCGACGGGUAUCAUAUGUCAUACCUCCACCCACGGACGAUGUUCCACGGCUCAGGCUGCCACCGUUUGGAGUCCCUCGCAAUGGUUCUAUACGCCCGCUCCUCAUACCCUCUCAUACACUACUGGCCGAAUCCAAGAGCAUUUCUGAGAAUUCUCAUCCCAGGCAUCGACUGGGCGCCAUGUCCCUCGCGCUCGACACGACCACGCGUCUCGAAGGUCGGAACACACCGGAAGGCAUCCUAUAUACCGGUGGAAGGGAUGGACUCGUUAUAUCAUGGGAUUUGGGACUUCCGUUCAAGCGUAGACAUGAUGGCAGGCGCCGCAGAGACAGGAUAGAUAGGUGGGAAAUGUUGACGGGGAUGGGCGAUGAAACACUUCCCGAGGAGGCUGAGGAAGAUGAGAGACGAGACGGAGAUGUACUAGGAGAUGUAAAGGAGGGUGGUGGACGAAGGCCAAGAGGCAGCGCAACUGACCAGUUGCCAUAUGAACUCCAGUGGCAGUUAGACGUCGAUGCAUUGGCAUCAGGAUCGCCUUCCAGCUUCCGUCAGUGUGCGCAGACCCAUACAGACUGGGUGAACGAUCUCUUACUCUGUAAUUACAACCAGACAGUUGUUUCUGCAUCGUCUGAUGGAACCAUAAAGGCAUGGCAUCCCCAUGCCAUUUCUCCCACUGACCCCUCUGCAAUUGGAUCUCAUGCCGAUUAUGCGCGCUGUCUCUCACUUUGUCGCGAACAGAAUUGGAUAGCCUCUGGCUCAUUUGACCGCACCAUCAAACUCUGGGAUCUCACCAGAGCAUCGACAACACCCGAACCAUUCCUUACUCUCAACCCACCUGAUGCUACCGCGCCAAAAGCCUCUGUAUAUGCGAUAGCCUCCGACCCGUACGGACACGCUAUCGCAAGUGGAUCUCCAGAACGUGUCAUCAGGAUGUGGGAUCCGCGUUCUGGAAAGAGGACAGGGAAGCUCGUCGGCCACACGGAUAAUAUCAGAGCCAUUUUGAUUUCAGACGACUCAAGAUACCUCCUCACAGGUUCUGCAGACGCAUCCAUCAAACUCUGGUCAUUGUCAUCUCAGCGAUGCCUACACACAUUUGCAUACCACACAGAUUCUGUUUGGUCUCUACAUUCAACGCAUUCCUCACUCGAGGUGUUCUACUCUGGCGACAAGUCGGGUAAUGUGUGCAAAGUCGACGUGGAGGGAUGUGCAGACGUUGCUGACGGUGCCUGUAUGGUUGUUGCGCGGGAAUCUUCUAUUGAAGUGGGCGAAGGUAUCAAUACAAUUGUGACUGCGGAUGACGGCCUUCUUUGGACUGCCUCCGGUAACUCGAGUAUCAGUCGCUGGAGGCUGCCGAAACGCGUAACGAAACGAGUCUUAGAUGAGGAGAGAGAACAUAUUGCUGAUGGUUCCGUUGCUACGAUCUCGAGGAGGCAUGUUUCCCAUGCACCAGAUCCUAUACAGUGGUCUGCGCCGUCAUCAAUACAUCAAGGUCGUAGGGAUGAUACGAUAGCAGCGUACCCAGGUGUUCCGCUCACAUCACUUGUACGACUCACCUCUCCUGACGGUCCCCCUUUCUCCCCUUCUUCAUUCGCUCUGCGUGGACGCGAUCCCGAGGUUGCAACAUUAUACUCUGCUGCAUCCAUCGCCUCCGUUCCUGGAGGACGUUCACCACUCCAUGCUGUCUUCCAGCACUGUUCCACCCUCAUGCCCCCCAACACCCUUCGAAGCAUGAAAAGUGAUAUCUCGAUGUCGCACAGCGAGGCCGAUCCAGCGCAUGACCAUCGAUCCGCAUAUGAAUCUCGGGAAUUCGCUACUGAUGCCAAUCCUCUGAAUGCCAGUCCAGAUGCAGUGAUACCAGGUUCUCAUGGCCUCGUGCGGGCUAUCCUGCUAAACGAUCGCAUGCAUGCGCUAACGGUAGAUACGAAUGGCGAGGUCGCCGUUUGGGAUAUCGUACGAGGAGUCUGCAGAGGUUGGUUUGCCCGUGAGGAGGUACGUGCUGCGAGCAGAUGCGGCAGUACUUCUGGCAGUGGGCCGCGUCGUGACAACGGGAGUGUGACGGGAGGAGACAAAGAGCGGAGUCCUCGUGAAGCACUCGAAGCAGUCCGAGAGCGCAUCGAGGGUGAAGCUGUCAGUUCAUCUUGGUCAUCUGUGGACACGAAAGCCGGUGUCCUCACUGUGCAUAUCAACGAGCGCUGUUUCGAUGCCGAGAUAUAUGCAGACGAAGCUGGUUUCGACCACGACAGGCAUUUUACCGAUGAACUCCGAUUCAAUAUUGGCAGGUGGGUCCUACGAAAUUUGUUCCUGGGUUUUAUUCGCGAGGAACAACGCAUUCGUCGUAAACGCGACACCCACGGUUCCGAGGGUCACUCAGCGUUGCAUCGCACCGCAGCUCCGCUGCCACUAGAAUUGAAUGGGAACCAUUCUACUUCCACACUGCGGCGUUCCUCCGAGUCUUCAACAAGGCCGUCUCGAGUUCCUGUUAGUACUGCGGUUGUCACAUCAGCCACUAGUUUGCCCGCUGUCCUUCCUUCCCUUCCUUCUUUGACCCGACCCAGCCCUCUCCUUACCCCAAUGAUACCACUCAUUGCGCUGAAAUCUCCUCCACCGUUAUCUACCAUACCCCAAUCGCCCCAAAACGAUGACACUCCAGUUCCGCGACCGAUACGCACGCACGGUCUUGAUCCAGUGAGUUCGCCCCCCAGUGCGUCUCGGGAUGUGGAUUACUUCUCCCCCCACGCGCGACGCGGGUCUACGGCGAGCACUGCACUGUCAGAUGGUGGGGAUUUUUCUGCAUGGAGUGGUCCUUCGAGUGGUCUGGCAACACCGACACCAAGCACUCCUAGUGGCGGCAGCGGGUUCAUCGGACGUCUGAAGAGUCUCGGUAAAGGCACUGUGAGAAAAGCGACCAGCGACACGGUGCCGGGCUCUCCUAUAUCUAGUCCUUCUGGCAAUCUAGCUGAGACACCAACUGCUCCAGAGGCACCUCCAGAGACCGCUGAAAAAUCACCUGUACAAUUGCUCCUGGCAAACCCAAUCUCACCUCCCACGUCUAGCGACGCUCCCACUUUGAUGUUGCCUCCAGCAAUGACGAUAUUGAUAUCUGACGAAGUAUAUCCUGGGUGGAGAACUGUCUAUAGGGGCAGCGUGUCAACGACAUGGGCUGACGUGUACAAGUUGGAGUCGACGAUACCUCUGUGGCUCGCUGAAUACCUGCUAUUCAACAAAAUUACAAGCCCACCCAUUGUGAAGGUCUCUUUUGUACUGUUGCCUUGGCCGGGCACAGAGCCGGGAUAUGCGCCACUGCCUGAGUUGCUCAACACGUCUCAGUCCAAAUUAACGUCAAGCAGGUUCCUCAGAGUUCGCAAGCUGACCCAUCAUGUUCAAGAAAAACUAGACAAGAUAUCUGGCAGUCCUACAUCGCUGCAUUCCCCAGCGCACGAUGGUAGUCAACACUCACAGGAUCGUGCCAGGGGUGAAGACCUGUACGAAAUACUCUGCAAUGACUCUGUUCUGCCGCUGGAUAUGACUUUAGCUGCUGUGCGGCAUUAUUUCUGGCGUCAGGCUGGUGAGCUGGUGAUGCACUAUCGGUCUAAAAUUCGGACAAGUGCAUCCAAUGGUGGUAUCUCUACUCGACAAAAUAUGUAAUUUCCUGUAGGGUACUCAUGUAUGUGAUAUGAGGAGACCAUUUUGUUUGUUAGAGCACCUUCGAUACCUACCAUUUCUGCUUAUAUAGAAUGAUAUACCAAGGUGCACUGCCCUGUUCGGUCAGUACUUCGCGUCCG
Suillus paluster is the source of this 3962-nucleotide messenger RNA. RefSeq lists its product as uncharacterized. Gene Ontology annotation, molecular function: ubiquitin binding. The record is from RefSeq and is a predicted model, not a curated record. The transcript has 11 exons. The coding region runs from base 172 to 3825 and encodes 1217 amino acids. Gene Ontology annotation, biological process: double-strand break repair via homologous recombination; protein deubiquitination. NCBI's taxonomy places the organism in Eukaryota, Fungi, Basidiomycota, Agaricomycetes, Boletales, Suillaceae.